Sciurus carolinensis (gray squirrel) is the source of this 804-nucleotide messenger RNA. It is a transcript of the gene Cer1, whose product is annotated as cerberus 1, DAN family BMP antagonist. Gene Ontology annotation, biological process: determination of heart left/right asymmetry; signal transduction involved in regulation of gene expression. Lineage: Eukaryota; Metazoa; Chordata; Mammalia; Rodentia; Sciuridae. The transcript has 2 exons. Bases 1 to 804 code for a protein of 267 amino acids. Gene Ontology annotation, molecular function: morphogen activity. The record is from RefSeq and is a predicted model, not a curated record.
AUGCAUCUGCUCUUACUUCAACUGCUUGUGCUGCUGCCUCUGGGGAAGGCUGGCUGGCGCCUGGACAACGGCAGAAGUCAUAGUUCUCCUUCCCUUGUGCUCCUAGAAAGGAGCCGCCGAGAGCUCCCCACUGGCAACCAAGAGGAACCUGAGGACAAGCCAGAUCUGUUUGUGGCAGUGCCACACCUGAUAGGCACCAGCCUGGCAGGGGAAGACCAGAGGCAGAGAGAGAAGAUGCUGUCCAGGUUUAGCAGGUUCUGGAAGAAGCCUGAGAGAGAACUGUACCCUCCUGGGGACAUGGAAAGUGAGCAUUCCCCACCCUGGAGCCAGGACCUCCUUCAGCCAACCGAUGGGAAGAAAGUGGAGAAAUCUCCUCUUCGAGAAGAAGCCAAGAAAUUCUGGUACCACUUCAUGUUCAGAAAGGGUCCAGCCUCUCAGGGGGUCAUCUUGCCCAUCAAAAGCCACGAAGUGCAUUGGGAGACUUGUAGGACAGUUCCCUUCAGCCAGACCAUCACCCAUGAAGACUGUGAAAAAGUCGUCGUCCAGAACAACCUUUGCUUCGGGAAGUGUGGGUCUGUUGGUCUUCCUGGAGGGGCGCCGCAACCCCCUACAGUCUGCUCCCACUGCUCCCCUGCCAAGUUCACUACCGUGCAUUUGCAGCUGAACUGCACUGGCCUAGCCCCCGUGGUCAAGCUGGUGAUGCAGGUGGAGGAGUGCCAGUGCACGGUGAAGACAGAGCAUGGAGACGGACACCUCCAACAGGCUGGCUCCCAGGAUUCCUAUAUUCCAGGGGGUUCCACUUAA